Messenger RNA from Pogoniulus pusillus (Red-fronted tinkerbird), 1593 nucleotides. It is a transcript of the gene SNRPB2, whose product is annotated as small nuclear ribonucleoprotein polypeptide B2. Bases 201 to 881 code for a protein of 226 amino acids. Gene Ontology annotation, biological process: mRNA splicing, via spliceosome. Gene Ontology annotation, molecular function: U1 snRNA binding. The record is from RefSeq and is a predicted model, not a curated record. The transcript is spliced from 7 exons. Lineage: Eukaryota; Metazoa; Chordata; Aves; Piciformes; Lybiidae. Gene Ontology annotation, cellular component: U1 snRNP.
UCCGAGCCCGCGGCAGCGCCGGCACAAGAAGCACCGGAGCAGACGCCCCACUAGGCGGCGCCUGGGGCGGAGCGGGCGGCGCUCGGCAUCGACGCGCCGGGGCUCGGCGUAUCGAUUGCUGCGGGAGCGGCUGCGCUGCCUGCGCUGCGUACCGGCCACCAUCUCGGCGGGACUCGGCAGGUCUGCAGCUGCCCCAGAGGAUGGACAUCAGGCCGAACCACACCAUCUACAUCAACAACAUCAAUGACAAGAUUAAAAAAGAAGAACUGAAGAGGUCCCUGUAUGCAUUGUUCUCACAGUUUGGUCAUGUGGUUGACAUUGUGGCUUUAAAGACUAUGAAGAUGAGAGGACAAGCUUUUGUGAUAUUUAAAGAGCUUGGAUCAUCUACCAACGCUCUGCGGCAGCUCCAAGGCUUUCCGUUUUAUGGAAAACCUAUGCGUAUCCAGUAUGCAAAAACAGAUUCUGAUAUCAUCUCCAAAAUGCGUGGUACUUUUGCUGACAAGGAAAAAAGGAAGGAAAAGAAGAAGGCCAAAACUCUGGAGCUGUCAGCAAAUGCAGCAAACAAAAAGGUUGUCCAGGGAGCAACACAAAAUGCAGCCAAUGCCCCAGGGACUGGAGCACAGAAUCAGCAGGUACCUGAUAACCCACCAAACUAUAUCCUUUUCCUUAAUAACUUGCCUGAGGAAACAAACGAGAUGAUGCUGUCCAUGUUGUUCAAUCAGUUUCCUGGAUUCAAAGAAGUACGCUUAGUGCCUGGGCGCCAUGACAUUGCGUUUGUGGAGUUUGAAAAUGAGAAUCAAGCAGGAGCUGCUCGAGAUGCUCUCCAAGGAUUCAAGAUCACUCCAUCUCAUGCCAUGAAAAUCACUUACGCAAAGAAAUAAAGGGGUGCUUCCAUAGAGGACUUCUGUGGAGAAGAGAUUUUGUGAUAGGAUACUUUGGACAGCUGGCAUGUUUGCUUUUCUCUGCAGAAAACUUGAAGACUUGUGUAUGAUUGCCACAGUGGCCUGAACAGAUGUAGAAUUUUCACAUUGGAGACUAAUUUUUUUUGUGAUUGGAUACUGGUUUUUAUAAAAUGAAUUCAGUUUGUGCUGUUUUCAAACAAUGUGUUGGUUUUUUCCUCAAAUACCUCUUAUGCUUGAUCUGUUAGGGUUGCAGGGCUUGUUUAGUAAGUUUAGCUUAAUUUUAAGAUGACACUGAUUUCUCAGAUGUAAAAGCUGGAAAAAUGUUUGUCUCUCCAGGACAAAAACGGUAAGCAGGAGUGCUAAAUGUCAGCAUACUCAGAAUAAAUGCAAAACUCAGUCUCCAGCUUCAUUAUCAAAGGGGCAGCUGGUUUUCAGGAAGAAUAAUUCAUUGCUGAAGAAAAAACAAUUUAUCAUUAGUGAGUUUUUUUUCCCCAAGUAUGGGUAGAAAUUGAUUGCAGUCUAACAGCACCAUUGUUCAACGUGAGUUUGUCUUCUAGAAUGAUGGCUGGAAGUAGAAGCAGAUCCACAGAGAAAUAUCAACUUUUAUGUGUUGUCUUCUCUUUUGCUCUUUCCAGCACAAUUACCAGUAUUUUAAAAUAAAUGGUUUAGGAAGAACUUUCUGACUUGCAAA